CUUAAUAGAUUCUUCCAGUUCCGACCAAAAAAUACAAUUAAAAUAUUGCCGAUCCUUUUCUUUGGAGUAUUUUCGUCUGGAGGGGAGAAAAAAAUGUUAGGAGUGUUUAGCAGCACGAUAGUGUCCCCACCGGACGAGCUGGUGGCGGCCGGUUGCCGGACUCCGUCGCCCAAGAUAUCGGCGGACGCGCUUGUUAAACGGUUCCUCGAGACGAACUCCUCCGCCGUGUCCGUGCAGAUCGGAGACCAUGUCCAGUUCGCUUACUCGCACCAAAACGAAUCUGCUUUACAGCCCAGCUACGAACAACAUAUAGAAUCUGGUACAAAACAGCUUGGUUACAUGUCAAAUAGCAUGGAACACUUGUUAACAGCUUGUUGGAGCACUAUAAAGAAAUACACCAAUCAGUAGAGCAUGGGACACGAU
Molecule: messenger RNA, 423 nt
Organism: Hibiscus syriacus
Lineage: Eukaryota; Viridiplantae; Streptophyta; Magnoliopsida; Malvales; Malvaceae
Exons: 2
Coding region: 94-408 (104 amino acids)
Source: RefSeq, a predicted model, not a curated record